AAAAUUGGGGUCUUUUGAGGAAUUUCUGUUUGACUAAGUUUUGGAAGCAAAGCUGCACUAUUUAUGUUGUCCGGAUGGCCUUCAAUCAAGCUGGCUUUCAGCAUCAUGUUUGCAAGCAAGGGUGACCGGGGCCAUAGAGGCAAAUUUUGUUUCGCACAGGGUGCGGCAAAAAUUCAAACUAUCGGAAGUAUAUCAACUGGCUUAGGCUAUACCCUGUUUUCAAAACUACAGACGCGCAGUUCUCCGGGCAGAUUAAGAGGUAAAGGAAGCGGCUCCGCUGUCCGACUGUUUGCCGAGUCGAAGGCUGAAGCUACGCCGAAUAACAUCCUAUCACGCUUGUUUCACCCCCCAAGCAGUCCACUGGCCGUUUGGUAG
Puccinia graminis f. sp. tritici CRL 75-36-700-3 is the source of this 375-nucleotide messenger RNA. RefSeq lists its product as uncharacterized. The record is from RefSeq and is a predicted model, not a curated record. The transcript has 2 exons. NCBI's taxonomy places the organism in Eukaryota, Fungi, Basidiomycota, Pucciniomycetes, Pucciniales, Pucciniaceae. The coding region runs from base 64 to 375 and encodes 103 amino acids.